AGGGUGGCGACGGGACCGCGGCCGGCGGUGAUGAAGGCGCUGCGGGGCGGCGCGCCCGUGUGGGGUUUGGCCUUCUUGCUGUGCCAGCUGGGCCCGGCGGCGCAGGCGGUGGAGCCCAUCAGCCUGGGCCUGGCGCUGGCCGGGGCCGCCGCCUCGGCCCUGACAGGCUUCAUCUCCUACCCGAGGCUUUACUGUUAUUUCACCGAGUGCUGCCUGCAGAGGCCGGGGGCGCGCGCCGGGGCAGUGCUUGAGCAGGAGUUGGACAAAAGGCUGUUUGGUCAACAUCUGGUGAAAAAGGUGGUUGUGAAAGCUGUCACUGGCUUUUUGAACAAUGCAAAUCCGAAGAAGCCUCUGACCCUCUCUUUGCACGGUUGGACGGGCACAGGCAAGAACUUGGUCAGCAAAAUAAUUGCUGAGAGCAUCUACGAAGGAGGCCUCAGCAGCAAAUAUGUCCAUCACUUUGUGUCCACUUUGCAUUUUCCUCAUCGGCAGAACAUCACCCAGUACAAGGACCAGUUGCAAAUGUGGGUUCGGGGCAACGUGAGCGCCUGCGCAAGAUCAGUCUUCAUAUUUGAUGAGAUGGAUAAAAUGCACGCCGGACUCAUUGACUCCAUCAAACCUUUCCUGGACUAUUAUGAGCAGCUGGAUGGCGUGUCUUAUAGGAAAGCCAUUUUCAUCUUCCUCAGCAAUGCAGGAGCUGAAAAAAUAACUGAAGUGGCACUGGACUUUUGGAGGAGCGGAAAGAGAAGGGAGGACCUGGAGCUGCAAGAUCUGGAGUCUUCAGUGUCUGUGUCUGUUUUCAAUAACAAAAACAGUGGCUUUUGGCACAGCAGCCUGAUCGACAGAAACCUCAUUGAUUACUUCAUCCCCUUUCUUCCCCUGGAGUACAAGCACGUGAAAAUGUGUGUCAGGGUUGAACUCGAGUCCCGGGGCAAUUACGUGGAUGAGGAAAUUGUGACCCAAGUAGCAGAUGAGAUGACUUACUUCCCAAAGGAGGAGAGGAUCUAUUCUGACAAAGGAUGCAAAACUGUGUACACGAAGCUGGAUUUUUACUUGUGACAUUUUUAUGAUUUCAUCCUCAAUGAAGAAAAUGAGCUCAAUCACAGAAUAUGAAGGAUUUUCCCCCAUUUUGAAAAAAAGGGUUUAAAAUAAUGUAAAUAUACAAUAACAUUUGCUCUUACUUAAAGCAGGGGGAGAUUGUGACUUUAAUUCCAAAAUAACCUCAGCCUUGUGGCCUCCAGUUAAGAACUAUCUGUGUCAACUCAUUCCUGAAUAUUGUCUCGACAGUGCCUAUAUACUGUGAAGCUGCUUGAACUGUUGGUUUAGUAGAGAUGCCCUUGGUGUAUGAGGCUUGUGCCUGAACCUCGUCCUGGUUAGGUCUCCAGUUGAUAAUCCAGAAGCAGCAUUCUGUACAGGUGACUUAAAGCAAGCAUUGUGUGGUUCUUCUCAAGAAGUGAAGGGGAUGUUCUCAAACUUACUAGAUCUGUGGGGUGUUUUUAUAUGAAAGCAAACUCUUGGAUACUUCAGGCCAAGAUUGGAACCGUAACCAUCAGCAGUAAUGGAAGAGCAGAUUUCAGUUGCUGGAGGAAGCUGGAUUUUGUCAAACCACCCACUGUGAGACCUUUACUAGCUGAGGGGUUUUUUUUCUUUCCAUUAGUAUGCAGUAUGCAUAGUACUGGCAAUCUGUUGUCCUUCCUCCAGUGUACGGCCCUGGGAAAUGGUUAGAUGCUUCCUAGGAUACAGCCUUGCUUAGUGUAACAGGGAUAUGUAACCAGUAUUCUCACUCGAAGUGGGAUGACACUCCCAGAAUCCUUUGCUGUGCACAAUGUGUCUUUGCGUGAAGGGGUGUCUUACCGAAAUAAAGUUCCUGAAGGUAGAAAGUGUAAAACCACUUUGAAUAGCAAAAUUCCCACCCAAGCUAUUGGUCUCUGCUAGCUCAAGCACAGAUAGUGGAGAACUUUCCUUAAUAAUUAAAGGAGGUUAAUAAGACAGCAGUCUAAGCUAUCUCUUGCUAUGGCUGGUUCUUGCAUUUUCCACUCAAGAAAAACGGGCGUGGGUGGAUGGGUGGGUGAUUUUUAAGCAACCCUGGGAGGAUUUACACCACUUUUUAAGUUGGUGGUGAAAGUCUUUUGGGGAGCUACCCCAGGCGCCAAAACCACGUGGGAUUUUUUCAUAAGGUUGCAUGGCUUACGGGCCUCCCCCCCCCCCGGGGGAGGGACCAGUAAAAAAGAAAUCCUCCUGCUGAGGACAAGUGUUUCAGGUGCUGCUUUGCUGAAGAUACUAUGUGAUAUUACAUGUCAGUCACUUUGUCGUCUUCCAGAAAGCUCUCUGGAUGAGUUCAUUUCCAAGUUACUUCUGCUUUCCAAAAGCUGUUUAAACUGCCAUUUCUUCAAAUAGGCUGGCUUAAGGUGGGAUUGUGCAUAUGUCCAGCAGCUCUUGCUGAAAGUCCCAUUGUGCAGGUUUCUGAGAACAGCCUGAGGCUGGUCUUUGGUUUUCUCCGAAGUACCCCUGGGCAGUGGGAUGGCUGCCUGGAGGAGAUCAGGCCUUUCUCCUUACUGUUUUUCAGGUAAGGUGCAAGGCAGAAUUCUGAUGGGCUGUUAGUGGAGGUGAUCAGAGAUUACUGGGCUUUUUAUCUUGUUUGUCUGUGCAAAAAUGUAAUUAUGUAUGAUUUUAUCUUAGUGAAUGUUGCGAGCUGCCAUACGGUCGCUGCCAUAAGCAGCAGGCUGCGUUGUUCUCUGUUCUCCCUCCAAUAACGGGUUCAGCUGACCCUGCGACCUGUGUCACCGUGCAGGAGCCGCUGCUGGCAAAGAUUAGAAAAGGCACAUCAAGUGACAUCAGGCCAUGGAGCUAGUUGAGCUGGAUAAGCAGGGCUGCCUCAGAGUCACCCCAAACCAGUCUCCUCCUGGUCUGCUCCACAAAGGUCCAAGGCCGGAUGUAGGCAGAGUGCCUCUGCAGGAUGUGCUCAGAGGCCACACACGAUUGGCCACGGAGAUAAGCUUCAGAAAACAGAUAGUGGGAACUUCAGUUGGGGUGAGAAUGCACUACUAGGAGUGUGAGAGUCAGACUGCAACAUCUCCCCUGUUGAAACCUUGUGGUAGGGAGAAACAGCAGGCGAAAAAGGGUGCCCCCUUUCAUCAUCCAAGGCCUAAAUCACAUAUGGGAGGCAGUUUCAAGAGCAGAAAUAGCUCAAGGGACUGAUUCUCCCCCCGCCCCUUUGCCACACAGUGCUAUGGGUUUGAUUGUAAGUUGAAAUACACAGCAGGAUCUGCUCAGGGAAACUUGUGUCUAUAUGGGAUGGAGAAAUUAAAUACCCUCUUUGCAGACUGCAGCUCUUGUCUGCACCAUCGUGAAAAAUGAUCUUGGUGCCAGUUUUUGUUUCAUUUGCUACUCACGGUAUUUUAUAAAUCUCUGAAUAAAUGUGGUCCAAAUGUC
Messenger RNA from Eublepharis macularius, 3432 nucleotides. Its product is annotated as torsin-1A-like. Lineage: Eukaryota; Metazoa; Chordata; Lepidosauria; Squamata; Eublepharidae. Gene Ontology annotation, cellular component: endoplasmic reticulum; nuclear envelope; endoplasmic reticulum lumen. Gene Ontology annotation, molecular function: ATP binding; kinesin binding; ATP hydrolysis activity. The transcript is spliced from 5 exons. The record is from RefSeq and is a predicted model, not a curated record. Gene Ontology annotation, biological process: nuclear membrane organization; protein localization to nucleus. Bases 31 to 1059 code for a protein of 342 amino acids.